This is a messenger RNA of Trametes versicolor FP-101664 SS1, 2375 nucleotides long. RefSeq lists its product as uncharacterized. The transcript is spliced from 2 exons. The record is from RefSeq and is a predicted model, not a curated record. Lineage: Eukaryota; Fungi; Basidiomycota; Agaricomycetes; Polyporales; Polyporaceae. Bases 59 to 2215 code for a protein of 718 amino acids.
ACCUCACGAACUCCCUACUCGGGCCUGGUGCCGACUCCCAGACUUAUAUACCUCCGCGAUGCCAUCCGACGCCACUAGUGGCGCACCUCCGGCGCGCAAACCCAGCACUCGCAGCUCUAUCCGCCAGUCCUUUGGCCUCUCUUCCGUCGGCAAGGCGCUCGCAGACGUGAUGCACAAGGACUCGAAGGAGAACAGCGCCGACAAGGACAAGGCGUCCAAGAAGGCGAAGGACACGGCCGCUCGCCGCUCCAGCGCCAUCCACAUUGCCCCUCCCCGCGCAUCUGUUGAGAAGGCCCCCGCGAAGAAGAAGGACGUCGAGGCUUCGCCCGACGUGAAGACCAUCACUCGCCACUCGCGCAGACAGUCCGCGUUGAGAAAGGCGGCAGCCACACCCGAGGACCACUCGUCGUCGACGUCGCCGUCCGAUAAUGCGAGUCCCAAGGCUUCGAUCAGCUCGCGGGCCUCCACGCGCAAUCGCAACUCCCUCGUGUCAUCCGGCCUGCCGAAGUACCGGCCACGCUCCAUGCUGGGCGAGUCCGCUCUUGCGCCGAACCCGAAGAAGGCGCCGUCCCCGACGCAUUCCGGCACUGCGAGGCGACGUCGGCUGAGCAGCUCGGAUGAUGAGACGGACGAGGUGAAGACCCCGAAGGACCUCUCCCCUCUUGAUAUUGCCGUGCCCGCAAACAAGAGGUCGAUCUCACCUCUCCCCCACCGCAACGCUCUCAAGGUGAACUUGACAAGCGCUAUCAAUGUCAGGCCCUCCACGCCGGAGAGGAAGGACACAGGGAAGGCCCCGAAGGAUUCCCCUGCAUCGAUCCGCACAACAUCUACCAAGGCAUCGAAGGCUGGCAAGACCACGCCCACUCCCUCGCCGGCGUCGGCAUCGGCAGGUGCUCGCCAUACGCUUCCCCGCCCUCCAUCGUCUACUUCGUCCUCCGCCUCUGCCCGCACCCCCCGUACGCCCAACACACCCACAAUGUUUGGUGGUCUUCUAAAAGGCGGCUCAGGUUCCCUUCGUCAGAUGCACCCGCCUUCCAGCGCGAGUCCCUUGCGUGGAGCGAUUGCUGCUGCACCUGAGUCUCCCCUUGCCCGGGUGCGCAAGAACGCGAGCGCUAGCCACUCGCGCGGUGCCUCGGUUCCCACUACGCCUAUGCCCCAGAUUAUCACGCAGGACAGCAGUAUGGACAGCAUCGAGGCAGAUGAUGUUGAGUUCAUGCUAUCGUCCGUCGCCUCGCCAACUGCACCUACUCCUGCUCUGCCAAGAUAUCGUCCCAGGGGUGAUACUGGUGAUGAUCCGCAAACUCCCUCACGCUCUCACUUCCUCCCCUCUCGCGCCAACCUGUCAUAUGCGUCUCCUGCACCUCCGUCGUCCACCGAGAGCUCACCGUUCCUUCGCCCGAAGCCACGCAUGCCCGGCAAUGAUCGCGGUUCGAUCCUCUCAUGGGAGCAGCUCGCACAGCAUAGCCGAACACUGGAGGAUGAGGAUGUCGAACGGAUGAUUUCUGAAGUUGACGCACCCUUCCGCCCGGGAGCCAUCUCGCCCAGUCUAAGCGUGAUCGACAUUCCAGACAGCCCCAGCCUGAGCGCACUCCCCUCGCCCACCGGUUACGGCUCGAUUUCUCAGGUCCUUCUCCCAGACGUCACACCCUCACCAGCUGUUCACAACACCACACACCUCUUCGACAACUGGAAGCCUGAGACACCCUCUGCAGCUGACGGCGCCACGCUGACCCUCCUCCGCCUGCAGCUCGCCGCGGCGGAAAGCCGGGCGCAGGAACGCCUCGCGCAGAUGCAGUCAUUAGAGGAGCAGCUACACGCGGCGAAGGAGGCGCGCAUGCGCGACGCCCAGGAGCUCGCGGGGCAGAUCUCCCAACUCGAGGAGCAGGUGCACGGUAACCUCGCGGUCGACUCCCAGCGUGGAGAGCAGAUCGCCGUCCUCGAGGAGAUGCUGCGCGACGCUCAGGGCGCGCAGGACCGUGUGGCGAAGGACGCGACGCGCCGGGCGGAGGAGGCAAUGAGCGCCGCCCGUGCGGCGGCGCUGCAGGUGCGCCAGGUGCAGGCGAAGUCGAUGAUGGGCUUCGCGGCGUGCGAGGCGCGCGCGUCUUGGCGCCUGGUGCGGGAUACCGCGGAGGGCGAGCUGGACUUUGUGCGCGCGAAUCGCGAGAUGCUCACGCUGUUGUUGGCGGGGCUCGAGCACAAGAAGGCUUGCCUAUAGUGGCGAACUUUCACUGGACUCGAUUUAUCUCUUUCCAUUUCUUUCGUUCUGUAAUCUCUUGGUAUUUGUAACACCACCAUCUUAUGCCCGCCAUCUACGUAUGUUAUGGACACGAUCUAGCGCAUCUGGACAUGAAUUCUAUCUCUCUUUUUCCUUUGUG